AUGUCAGAGCUUACUACUGAGUUGGCUAAUACCAAUAUCACUACCACUCAAGAAAACGAUGAUGCUGCUACAAAAGUUCAUGUUGGAGGAAUUCCCUACUAUUCAAGUGAGAAUGGUAUUCAUAGUUAUUUUGAAAGCUGUGGCACCAUUACUGAAAUUAAUUGUAUGACUUUUCAUGACACUGGCAAAUUCCGAGGGUAUGCUCAUGUGGAUUUAAGUGAUAGUAAAAAACCAGUCGCAGGAGGGAAGUCAAUUGCUGGGGACAAAUUUGUUGCAGUUGAUGAAUCAAUUGUUGAGAAACCAAUUACUGUCGUUGCAAGUGGCAAGAAGAAGAAUAGAAUGUGCGAGCCGGUCACAGAAGGAUUAGAGGUCAUGCCUGUAACGUGUUUUAAGAAUGUCAUGGCCGAAAACCUCAAACUCCAUACUAGGAAGGAAGAAAUGGAUGUGGAUAUGUCAUUUGCCUUGCAAGGCAAGAAAAAGCUCAUGAAAGAGGUUAAGCUGAAGAACCAGUUGUUAGAAAAACAUGGUUUGCUUGAGCGGUCGAAAAGACCUAGGGUCGAGGGUUCUGAUACUACCAUUCGACAGGUUGAAGAGCUACAGGCUAAGCAUCAAGAGAUAGAAAACCUUCGAUUGUCUAAAAGGGAAUUGGAAGCUAAGUAUUGCGAGGAGGUAGCAAAUAAAGACAAGGGUCCAGCUGAAGAGGCCAAAGUGGGAAAUAUAGAUUAUGAGGAUUGGGAACUCAAAUAUCAUUGUUUGUUGGCGCUAGUAAAGAAGAGGGGCUUUGUGACCGGGGACCCUUUUUCUGGAAAUGAUUAG
Vicia faba (fava bean) is the source of this 816-nucleotide messenger RNA. The record is from the annotation of a GenBank genome assembly. Lineage: Eukaryota; Viridiplantae; Streptophyta; Magnoliopsida; Fabales; Fabaceae.